This is a messenger RNA of Seminavis robusta, 937 nucleotides long. The record is from the annotation of a GenBank genome assembly. Lineage: Eukaryota; Bacillariophyta; Bacillariophyceae; Naviculales; Naviculaceae.
AUGCCUCGUACUUUUGUCUUCCAAACGACCCUGCCUUCUGCCCUGGACAAGGACGAGGCUGCCGCCGCUGUGGAGGAGGGGACACGCAGCAACAACAACAUGGAGAACAUGGAAAUUGCUGGCGGCAACUCGGAUAGCGAUGACAGCAAUGGUAACAAUUCCCCUCCUCCUCCUCCGUCCAAGGCCAAGGCAAUGUCCAAUUGGAUCCGCAACAAGUUUCAGACUUCGUUGCACGAUGUGAGUAAUAAUACAAACAGCGCUGGACAGAAAAGUAGUUAUGUGCCCUUGAGAUCGACGACGACGACGGCACGACGACCACGACGGUUUGAUUACAAUUAUACAUAUGAUUCUCAUAACAUUGAUGAGGAUGCUACACGACAGGUAAAACAGAAAUUGGCCCAAAGCAUGACGGAUCCCAUUGGCAGAAGCAGCAGUGGUAGUGGGGAUGACAAAGAAGAGGCAUCCUCUUCCUCUUCGACCGAAUCAUCAUCACCCGCACGACCCAAACAACGGCGGUCCUCGUCCUUCCAAAAAUUGUCGGGGAUUGAAGUGGAGAUUGAAUCCUCCACCGACAGGGAUGAUUGUCUCUACCGAAAACGAUAUCUCGACACCAUCUGGUUCCUCCAUAAGAAACAAAUCAUCCUCGCCGUUGCAUUCUUGUUUGUAUGGUUGUUGGGGAUCCUCAUUGGUGCUUGUGGCUCGGGACAGUGCCGUUCUUCCUCCUCCAGUCAGAUCGCAGCCAUUCAGAGCGUUGGAACCUCUUGCAGUGGAACGGGGCUAGACGAUUCUUCUUCUCAAGGCAACACCUUUCUGGGGAACAACAAUUCAAACGACAACAAUGUGCCUCAGUACGACGAGGCACCAACUCUGACCAACAAACCUCCCAGCAAACCAAGCAAUAAUGAAGAUGAACUCGUUGCCACACCCAUUAUUACAA